Molecule: messenger RNA, 1421 nt
Organism: Rhipicephalus sanguineus (brown dog tick)
Lineage: Eukaryota; Metazoa; Arthropoda; Arachnida; Ixodida; Ixodidae
Exons: 4
Coding region: 1-1263 (420 amino acids)
Source: RefSeq, a predicted model, not a curated record
AUGGGAUCUCGACCCCCGGCCUUCGACGACGCUGUGAGUAGCUGGAUGCCGGUGGUAAAGAAAAACGGAGACAUCCGGCUGUGUGGAGACUUGAAGCUGACGGUCAAUCCAGCGACAAGAACAGAACAGUACCCGCUUCCGAAAAUCGAAGACAUCUUUGCAACGGUAGUGGGGGGCGAGGUGUUUAGCACGCUCGACUUACGAAACGCAUACAACCAACUUCCCCUGGAUGAUGAUGCCAAAAAGAUAGCGGUGCUGAAUACGCACAAGGGCCUCUUCUGCUACAACCGCUUGGCUUUUGGUAUCGCCUCGGCGCCUGCGCUGUUUCAGCAGUGCAUAGAAGCGGUACUACAGGGGCUACCCGGGGUGAAAGUUUACCUGGACGACAUUAUUGUAGCGGAAAAAGCGCAGAAUACCACGCUACUACGCCAAGUGUUGGAACGACUGCGGGCGAAUGGCCUCACGCUGAACAAAGAGAAGUGUCGUUUCCGGGAAAAAGAAGUGGUAUUUCUUGGGCACCGAAUCGACGCAAGAGGCCUUCACCCCCUGCAGGACAACUUGGCAGCCGUGCUGGCGGCGCCGCCACCGACCUCGAAUGUGUCUGAUCACACCGGCAAAGACUGCACACUUCAGCAAGUAAAGACUUGGAUCCUGCAAGGCUGGCCCAAGCGCCUGGGGGCAGACGAACAACAGUAUCAACCAUAUUUUGCACGGAGGACCACGCCGACCCAAGAAGAGCAGUCGCCCGCAGAAAGACUUCUGGGAUUCCAGCCACGGACCCGCCUAAGCAACUUCUUUGCAAAGGAGAAAGGGGCGAAGGAGGCUACCGUCAACGGAGUUCCAAGCCCAGAAAAAAAAGAGUAUGCACCAGGAAUGCAGGUUUGGAGUGGACAAUAUGGUCAGCCAGGUCAAAGGUGGCUUCCAGGAACCGUGACAACAGUCGAAGGCAAACGAUUGUUAACUGUCAACACGCCAAGGGGGGUGCAGCGUAGGCACCUGGAUCAAGUACGAGCCCGCGCCUCAUCGACGCCGGUUAAGGAAGAACCCUUCGAGACACCCGUGACCACGGAGCACUCAUCUCCGGAAGGGCCCCUCUCUUCCGCCGGCGACCAGACAACUAGCAGCGACGCCCUGCAAGCCGGUCAGUCCGUGCCGGGCGAGCCAGCGUCUGGAGGUGGCAUCGAGCCGGCAGUUUCAGGGCCAACAGAACCAAUCCAACUCAGACGCUCCACCCGUGCCCGCAAGCCCCCGGAUAGGUUCUAGCUCAGGGGGGAGGAAGUGAUAUAUCGUUGAUCCUCAGAUGUAGAUGCGAGAAGCAUGCCGACCACACGUGCCUUCACCCCUCGUCACGGCGCAUGCUCCGGCCCUCUGGCCAGGGUAUAAAAGCAGCCUCUUGAAUAAACAUUCAGUCUUGUUCCUGC